Truncatella angustata is the source of this 908-nucleotide messenger RNA. RefSeq lists its product as uncharacterized. NCBI's taxonomy places the organism in Eukaryota, Fungi, Ascomycota, Sordariomycetes, Amphisphaeriales, Sporocadaceae. The coding region runs from base 75 to 749 and encodes 224 amino acids. The record is from RefSeq and is a predicted model, not a curated record. The transcript has a single exon.
UGGGAGUCGCAGUGGGGGGAUCCAAACUCAAAAAAUCUACACAGACUCUUCAGCCAUGGUAUGAAAAAUUGAACAUGUUACGGCACGCUGGAUGCUUCAUAUCGUCACGCGACAGCUCCGAACGCUCUCACGCCGCCUCGAAGGCAGAGGAGAGUCUUUUUGUCAUCAUAUUCUAUCUGUAUUUAAGCAGUGCCAUUACCGAAGGAACACAUAUUGCACUGGAAUGUUUUCUGAAUUUUGUGUUGAAGGGCGAUCGGGUGUCAUGUUUUUCCGAUGACCCGUCAGCCCUUCAUCCCGAUCUCUCCUGUGGAUUCGGACAAAAGCCUAAGGCUGUCGUCGGAAGGAGAAAAACAAAGUCGCUAGACCCUGUACUGGAACUUACAAGCCUUCUCAUUGCAGAUUGGAUGGUACUCCGUGCGGGACGAAUCUAUGCCUGGGGCACCGGAUGUCACAACGACGAAGCAGUGGGUAUUGCGAAAACCGGCCAAACUGGAUGGCUUACCGCAGUAAUGUAUACAGAAACCGUGCAAGGUGUAUUCAGUACAUACUCCGUACCGGCUUCCCCACUAGGUCUACAUAAAGAGGAAUGGCGCCAAGAGUCUCUGCUGGACAAUGACGAGGCUUUCCAAGCUGGGCAGCCAAAGGAAGAACAAUCUCGCUGGAACCUGUGUCUGACGUCUGUCGUAUUGAUUUGGGACCUUUCGAGAAGAGCCCCAGAGUCAAAACAAUCCAUAGUUCUGUUGUGGUAAAUGCUACGAAUAUGGAGGCAUUGAAUAUACGCAACCGUUUCUAUAGAACGCCAAAUACAAGUAUAAUCAUUGUGGUGGCUCAGGGUGUUGUAGACGUGCAUAAUCUGUGCAGCUCAACGGUACAUGGGAUUUGAAAACCUAUGAUGGCAGAGGUGAGAG